GGACCUGAAGGCAGUGCAUACAGAAGACGGACGGGGUGCGCCGUGUGUGUUAUAAGCUAUACUGAGAAAGAGAGUGCACAAGCUGAUGAAAAAUAAUAAGUGAUUUACUACAUUUCCUUGAUGGUGGAUUCGGUCGACUCCUGGCAGUAGGAAACAAAAAAUCAAAAUCCCCUGCGUGCGUGCCAUUUACUGCUUGACUUGACUUCGGAGACCGUGUUUUCCCGAAAGUAAAAGUGCGACAAGCUGCCGCGGGCCAAGUGAAAAGAGUUUUCGCGAUAAUAGUUUUCCCCUGCUUGUAACAAAGUGUGUGUGAUUCGGGAAAAAGAUUUGCGUCUCUUGGCGAAAAACAAAACUGCGUUUUCUUCUGCGGGCCAUUUCCCCACCCAGGUUCCAGUAGCUGGUAUUUGUGGGGAGUAUUCGGAGGGACACUCUGGAGGAGUCCCGUGCAAGACAUCCUAAGGGAAUCGCCUUCAUUUUGGGGAAACCGCGAGCAAGAGGGAUGAGUAAGGUUUAUUGAUUUGCCCUGGCCGUGCAAAGUGCAGAGCAAGAAAAAAGUGUAUAUUUUGUUUCGCUUCGCCUCGUCGCCACCACCGCCAGCACCACCGUAGAAGGAAAAGAGAAUCGUUUUUCCUGAGUUGGGUCGGAAAAUCUGGAACAGAAAUGUCAACCUGGAGAAAAGCCUGAUUCAGAUUGAUUCGAGACCAAAGGUGCAAAUUUCUGCGAGUAGAUCGAAACAAACGUAGCUGGCUCGAGUUUUAAGCUUUCGAGCGAGCAUUGUCUGUGUAGAGCAGGAAAAGUGAAAAUUUUCCCGGAGGAGAAGAAAAUUGCAUCGAGUGGAAGGAAAGGAAAUUGCUGCCUAGAAGAAAAUAAAAUCCGAUGCACGAAUAAUGUUGAAUCAUUGAAGAUUGCGAAAAAUUAUUAGUGUUUUUAUGUGCAAUUGUUGCAAUAUUUAAUGUAAUUUAGUGUAAAAUAAGCUUAAAGUGUCUCACUAGAAAUAAAAGUGUGUUCAGUGUUGCAAAAGUGAAACGUAGAAAAAAGGAAGUGCUGGUUCCACACCCCCGAGAGGAAACCAUCGUCUCACCAUGGAACUGGUUGGGAACUUUGAGUACAACAGCAAGGACCUGAUAGGGCAUGGAGCGUUCGCCGUGGUCUUCAAGGGCCGCCACCGGGAGAAACUUUUCCCCGUUGCGAUUAAAAGUAUCACGAAGAAAAGCCUCGCCAAAUCUCAGAGUCUGCUCGGCAAGGAAAUCAAGAUUCUGCGAGAGCUGAGUGCGCUGCAUCACGAAAACGUCGUCACACUGCUGGCCUGCACCGAGAAGGACCACAACGUUUACCUGGUGAUGGAGUACUGCAACGGCGGUGAUUUAGCGGAUUAUCUGGCCGUGAAAGGAACACUCAGCGAGGACACGAUACGACUGUUUUUAUGUCAAUUAGCAAGUGCAAUGAAGGCAUUAUAUGCAGUCGGCGUCGUCCAUCGGGAUCUCAAACCACAGAACAUUCUACUGUCCCACGGUUGUGGGAAACAUCUUCCAGCACCCGCAAAAAUCACACUCAAAAUAGCCGACUUUGGUUUCGCCCGGUUUCUUCAGGACGGAAAUAUGGCGGCAACCCUUUGCGGGUCCCCUAUGUAUAUGGCACCAGAAGUGAUUAUGUCACUGCAGUAUGACGCAAAGGCGGACCUUUGGUCACUUGGGACCAUCGUUUUCCAGUGCCUAACCGGAAAGGCACCAUUCCAGGCCCAAACACCACAGGAGCUGAAGAUGUUCUACGAGAAGAAUGCCAAUCUAGCUCCAAAGAUCCCCCCUGGUACGUCGAAAGAGCUAACUGACCUGCUGAUGGGACUGCUGCGACGGAACGCCAAAGAACGAAUGACCUUCGAUAUGUUCUUCAUCCAUGCCUUCCUGCAGCGACAGACGACACCGCAGAAUAGCGAAAUUCCACAAUCCUCAGCCGGACCACAUACCACAGCGGGUAAAGUCACUAGUCCUCAUCAGAAAACGGCCAUGUCACCGCUGCAACAGCAGCAGCAGCAGCACCUGCAGCAACAGCUACUGUCACGACAGCAGCAGCAAAUACAGCAACAACAACAGCAACAACAGCAGCAGCAACAACUACUACUACAGAAACAGCAGCAGCAGCAGCAGGAACAGCAGAAGCAACAGACGCUGGAAAACAAUAAUGUGCCACUUGAGAUCGACGACAGUGUUGCCACGAUCGGUAGCGCUAACAACACACCCAACAGCAGUCAGGAUAAUUCGGAUGACUUUGUGCUAGUACCAAACAAUCUACCGGUAGAUCCAUGCAGUGGAAAUUAUGAUAAGAGUAAACCAACUAGAGUGCCUCAAACAGCUACAAACGCUCAGGCGAGUCCACCGAGACCCAGCACGCUGCCGAUCUCGGAGCCGAAGCCCGUCCCGACGGCAGCUAGAAAGAUUUCUCGACAGCAAAGUCAGACGCCACCAAAGAACAUCCCCAAUGCAAUACCUCGAUCUCAGCCGAUCAGCAUGAAGCGAUCCGAGCAUCGAAACAGUAAUUGUGAUAUUAGCUCAAUAUCGCCGCCGGCAGUGCAAUUCGCAAUCGGUACUCCUCCCACAGGCAGCCGCCGACGAUCAACGUCGGGUGGAUCUCUGUCGGAAACGCCUCCUCCGCCGUCCUGCUGGACGGUGAGUCCAGCGUCACAUCAUUCACCUCUGCGUCGCUCCGGCACCAGUUCGCCAGUAUUAUCAAAUGCCCUAUCGAAGCUUCCAGCCCUAGGUAGCCCAACGCUGAUGACCAACGACAACAACAAUACUCAUCCGUUGGGAACCAGGGCUUUCACUCUACCGGAAAUGGGGGCAACCGCUGGACUGCAGAGUUACUUACAUGAUAAUAAUCUGGACGAUCAUCCGAUCAACUUCCAUGCACCGGAACUGCCAGCUGAAACGCUGAUGGACCGCGAACACAAUGAAACCCUAGCGAAGCUAAACUUCGUCAUCGCCCUAACGGACUGCAUCCUAGAGGUGGCGGAUUCCCGUUGUGCACCACUGUCGGCACUAAUGUCAGCCGAUGCUCAACCGAUUGCACCGCACGCGCCAGAGCACUGCAAACGAGCCGAACGACUGGUUCUGCUGGUACGGGCUCUCAAUCUUCUCUCGUCCGGUAUGCAUCUGGCGUCGUCCCAACUACAGAGUGGACACCUGAAGCCAUCGGACACGGUGAAGAAUGUACUUUCGAUGAUGCACACGCGAUACCGGUCGACUCUGUGCGAAUCGAAGAAGCUGAACGGAACGGGACUGCUGCAACGGGCCGGGGCUAGCAAUAUUACCGCUGAUAAGAUUCUGUACGACCAUGCGAUACAAAUGUGCCAAUCGGCCGCCCUGGACGAGCUGUUCGGUAACCCGGAGGAUUGCUUCACCCGGUACCAGUCGGCACAGAUUCUGCUUCACUCGCUGGCGCAGAAGUGCAGUCACCCCCAGGACAAGAUGCUCCUAUCGAAAUACAAAGACGCCGUCGAGAAGCGGCUGUACAUCCUCCAGCAGCAGGGUUACAUCUACGCGACCGAUGAGCUGUCCUGAACCAGCGCCCUGCAGACGCUCAGGAGACGGCUGUCGAAAAUCUUCUGACUAGAUACUUCUGGGACUGCUGCUAUUGCUCCUGCGUGGGCGGUCUGAAUCAUCGUUAUCAUCUAUGUAAGCAGAAUAAGAAAGAUAAGAAGAAUGGAACGCAUGCCACGCGUUCGCGGGUGACGAAUGAACUGCGGUUGCUGAACGGGAUGAAUGAGUGCGGAAUAAGGCGUGAUCGUGAGCUCGAAUGUUUGAAUGGAAAAUGAAUACCGAACUCGAAGAGAAGCCCAUCUACAACUCCCACUCGGUAUCGGUGAGAUUUAUGUUUUUUUUCUAUAGGCUUAUUUAUUCGUAUAUUUUAUUUUUGCAAUCAUCAUUGGAAGAAAGUUUUCGGAAGCGCUGUCGCUUUUCUUUUCCCAGCGAACGGCUGUAAAUACAAUCAAGGUAGCUUUUUUGAAGAGUAGGAUCAGCAAAAUUAAAAUUUACUAAAGUUUUGGCCAUUCUAGAUGAAGCCGUAAAGUAGUUGAACGAUUGUUAAAUGCAAUUCUAUGGAACGCUUUCGUAUGUUGUUAUGUCGAUGAAUUAUGAAAACCUAUCUGAAGCAAAUUAUAUGCAUAGCUUUUGUAAAUAUACGCAACAGUUGUACUCACGAAAAUGUACAUAGGUUGCACCAAAAUCAAGGCGAAAGGCUUCUGUAUGAUUCGCUGCAUCUGAUGUGUGCAUGCUUGUUUAUCAGCUAAUAACAUCGCAUUCAUAUCUAGAGCGCAGUAACGUGCUUGUUUUUCGGUGGUAUCAGAAGUUUAUUUUCAAGCCGUCAUCGAAAUUUACUUGACACGCUUCCUAGCUUCGCCAAUGAUGACGACGAGUUUGCUAAAUUUACAACAAUAUUGCAAUUCUUAACUGGGUGAAGAUUUCCUUCAACCGAUCAACGCUUUGACGUAAAUACCGUGGUAAAUACUCCAACUUGAUAGGGUUGAAGAUUUCACUCGUCUGAAACGACUCGUCAGCCAGAGAGGUCUUUUUAUACGUACAACAAUCGAGAUGUGUGGGAAUACAGUUGAGCAACUGCACCUGCUCAAAUACGAUCCACAUAACGGAGGCGUUUCAGUUGUUCCCAAUUUCAAAGACGCAACACGAAAAAAGUUCAAAUAUUGAUAAUAUAAAGAACAUCAUUCUAUUUUCGGUAUAAAUCCUUUGUGAAUUUAUGGAGCAAAAGCCUAGAUGAAAUGUAUUCAAUAGUAUCAAUAUUUGGAUCAAUCAAAAGAAGCAUCUCGAACCAGACAUGUCUCAAUUUUACGCUGUGGCUAGGUUCCUAUUUCGUUCCAAGCAGUUUUAGUUCCACUGAUCCAUCACGUGAGUGUGAUAUAGGGAGAAAGGCAUAACCAUACCAAUAUGAUAAAGUAAAACGUAGUACCUAAGUACAAAAAAAUAACUAACAAACAAACUCCCCCAAGAAAUAACGAACUAGCAAAUCUGAAUAAACCUAACCCUUUAACUGAGCUGGGUGUUUGUCUACGAUGUUACAUCUCCGGGAGUGACCUUUGUAAUACUCUCGUUAGAUAGCAGUAAGAUCAAGGACACCACAGCUGGAUUCUAUGAAGGACGCAAGCAAAAAAGGCUCCGGAUAGCAUAACGCGUAAGCUAUCCGAUACACAGUUCUGAGUUGAAGUCUUCUUAAAAGGCAAAAACACAUACAUACACAUAAUGUUAGAGGUAAACUACCAUCGGGUCAGUGACAAUGAACAUACAUACUAUCUUAAAUAAAGGGGAGAUAAGCUACUCAGAAAUCGCCACAACUGUUUGAUUAAAUAAAAACAAGGCGUAGAUUUCUAACCAUGAAAUACAGCAAAAGCUAGUGGAUAAUGAGAAGAACAAGUAAAUAAUGGAAAAGAUAACCCAAUAUUAUUAUGAACAAAUCAGAAAAGAAAACAAACAAACUCAAACCAUAUGUUAGCGGAAAAA
This is a messenger RNA of Ochlerotatus camptorhynchus, 5504 nucleotides long. It is a transcript of the gene Atg1, whose product is annotated as serine/threonine-protein kinase unc-51-like protein Atg1. The record is from RefSeq and is a predicted model, not a curated record. Gene Ontology annotation, molecular function: protein serine/threonine kinase activity; ATP binding. Gene Ontology annotation, cellular component: phagophore assembly site; cytosol; autophagosome. Bases 1083 to 3554 code for a protein of 823 amino acids. Lineage: Eukaryota; Metazoa; Arthropoda; Insecta; Diptera; Culicidae. Gene Ontology annotation, biological process: autophagy of mitochondrion; positive regulation of autophagy; response to starvation. The transcript is spliced from 15 exons.